AUGGUUGUUGUCAAGGAGUACCGGGUCACGAACAACUGCACGGUCGAGGAGUACAAAAUCGCGCAGCUGUAUUCGGUGGCGAAGAUGGUGUCGGAGGUGCUGGAGAACCGGCCUUACGACGACCCGAAGCUCGGCAAAGGCCAGUACACGCUGAAAAUCUACCACCUGGAGAGCCGUGUCCCCGCUAUCAUUCGUGCCGUUGCGCCUAAGGGAUCCCUGAAACUGCGCGAGGAGGCGUGGAACGGAUAUCCGCAUUGCAAGACAGAGUGGAUGGGCAAAAACUUCCAGCUGGUGACAGAGUCGAUGCACCUGCCCGACCGCGGCGACACCGAGAACGCCCUGAGCCUGACGCAGAGCGAGCUGGUGUACCGCAAGAUCAACUCGUCGGCGUACAAGAAGGAGGAGGACCCGAAGCUAUUCAAGUCCAAGAAGACUGGGCGCGGGCCGCUGACGGCAGCCGACUGGCGGCAGACGUGCGAGCCCGUGAUGACGUGCUACAAGCUGGUCACGGCCGAGUUCAAGUGGUUCGGCCUGCAGACUGCCGUCGAGGCGUUCAUCCACAAGACCAUGCGCGCGAUGAUGGCGCAGUUCCACCGGCAGCUGUUCUGUGAGACCGACGACUGGCAUGGCAUGACGAUCGAGGAGCUGCGCGCCAUGGAGGACAAGACAGCGCAGGAGCUGCUUGAGAAGCGCAAGCAGGAGGCGACGGCUGCCACGGCCAUGGAAUAG
This is a messenger RNA of Linderina pennispora, 729 nucleotides long. Its product is annotated as phosphatidylinositol transfer protein. The record is from RefSeq and is a predicted model, not a curated record. Gene Ontology annotation, molecular function: phosphatidylcholine intramembrane carrier activity; phosphatidylinositol transfer activity; phosphatidylcholine binding. Gene Ontology annotation, biological process: phospholipid transport. The coding region runs from base 1 to 729 and encodes 242 amino acids. Gene Ontology annotation, cellular component: cytoplasm. NCBI's taxonomy places the organism in Eukaryota, Fungi, Kickxellomycota, Kickxellomycetes, Kickxellales, Kickxellaceae. The transcript has 5 exons.